Molecule: messenger RNA, 1192 nt
Organism: Culicoides brevitarsis
Lineage: Eukaryota; Metazoa; Arthropoda; Insecta; Diptera; Ceratopogonidae
Product: BAG family molecular chaperone regulator 2
Exons: 5
Coding region: 114-890 (258 amino acids)
Biological process (GO): protein stabilization
Molecular function (GO): protein-folding chaperone binding; adenyl-nucleotide exchange factor activity
Source: RefSeq, a predicted model, not a curated record
AAAAACAAGCAGAUUUCGAGCAAAUUCCAGAGCCUCCCCGAAUAAAGAACUCUCAAGGCUUUAAGCAGAAAAGGAAGUGCAGAAAAAAACCACUAAGUAGUAAAUGCUGUUCAAUGUUUCCUGAUUCCUUUCAACAAAGUUUAAAAAAUUGCAAUAACAAGCGCACGAGAAAUUCCAUUUCCGAAGAUUCAACUACUACUACUACUUCUACACACACAAAUUUUGUUCUAACAUCAAGAUUCACGAAGCGCAGAAUGAUGAUGGACGAACAACAAAUGGAUGUGGAUGACGGAUUCCAAGCAGGCCCAAGUCGCUUGGCGCUCGAUUUGGUUCCGAAUAUCGACGACACACAAACAGGUUUUGGCGAUUUGAGUCCAUUGGAACGAUUCGUAAAAGUAUUGGAUCACAUCGAUUCUCGUGUCGAAUCUUUGCGACGUGAGGCAUUGAAUCUCCAAAGUCAAACUGAAUUGCUUAACAUGAGCAUGGAUCUCUUGAAAAAUCACGAAAAUUUGCAUUUUCUCGAGGAUUCUGAACGUGAAGAGGUCGAAUGUUACGUUCAACGCAUCAACGGACGUCUUUCGACGAUCGAAUUACGUGUUCUAACAAUGCGCGAUCAAGCCCAAGAAGAAUCUUUGCAUCAGGUCAAUCGUUUAAUUGAUGAAAUUUUGAUCUCGAGCAAAGAUCCCACCGCUGCCCGUCAAAAGUGUGCCCAAUACUUGAAUUGCUGCAGUACCUUCGAUGGUCCCGGACAGGAUUGCGUUGACGGUUUGCCGACAGAUAAACGUUUCGAAGGCGCCUUGCUCGGUUGCAGCCUUGACGAUCAAAAACGCAUCAAACAACGUCUUCUCUCUCUUUCCAAAUAUUUGGGAAAGAAAAGUGUUAGCGAUUAAUUGAUUUUUUUUUCUUUGAGCGCCCUUUUUAAAAAUUGAGCGACGAUGCCAAAAUUUAUCACAAAUUAUCUUUAAUUGCAUUUCGUGCUGUUUGUGUGACUUCUACGUUGCCGCAUGACACUCAGUUAUGAACUUGCACCCCCCUAACUUAACUUUAAUUUAUAAUUGUUAGAACAAAAAAUCAAAUCUAUUUGGAGUGAAAGCCUUCGAUGGACGGCCAUUAAGUGCUUAUUAUAUCAAAGAAAUGAAGGAAAAAAUAAAAGAACUGAUUAGUAUUUAUAUUUAACGAAAAAAAGGGAUUU